Messenger RNA from Suillus fuscotomentosus, 483 nucleotides. RefSeq lists its product as uncharacterized. Bases 119 to 412 code for a protein of 97 amino acids. The record is from RefSeq and is a predicted model, not a curated record. Lineage: Eukaryota; Fungi; Basidiomycota; Agaricomycetes; Boletales; Suillaceae. The transcript has a single exon.
UCUUUAUGUUGUAUUCUUGUGUUUGCUUCACAGCUUUGAACGCGGGCUGUGCAAAUCAAGCGCUCAAGCUCAAGCUCGGCUUUUUGACCUUCAUCAUUGCAUCUGGUGUUUUUCUAUCAUGCGAGUCCAUAUCCUUCUCCGGUUCAAUAUAUGCCUUGGUCUCUGUUCCCUCACGCUGCACGUUGCUCAAGGUCGCACCAGAUUUUUGUUAUGGCGGCCGAGAUCUCACUUAGGGUCUCCUCCAUCUUUACACAGACCGUCCUUGUUGCCAGCCCACCUUUUCAGUGUCAUAUAUGUCCAAUUUAUGUCCUUUCAGAGAAUCACUCUAUGUAGGACAUUUCGUUCUGGUCUAGAGACCCUGUGUCUCGGUCGCAUCUCAACCCGCGCGAUGCCCUGGUGUGUUUGGGUCUAAGAAAAUACUCAUGCUUGCAUCGGUGCGUGGUUAUAAUGCUCAUACUGCAGCUCAUCCGGGCAAGGAGAAUU